ACCCCAAUUUUAGUUUCUUGCUCAGGAGGAAAAGGAAAAAGCAACUCCCUUCGUUUAUAUUCUUCUGCAGGCGAUCCAAUCCCAGGUUAUUCGGGACAAUUUCUUCCAUUUCCAAUCCUGUUACUGAUUUUGUUCACUCCCUUUGUUCGCAUUCUUCAUUUUCCUCCUGCUCGAUCUUCCCCUCUCAUUCGAGGGCUUUGAUUCUUUUAGUCUUCUUCUCUGCACAAUGGCGCGUGACCCAAAUGGCUCUGCUGGCGGCGGUGCCAGUAACAGCUCCCAGCGCGAGGAGGCCACUUUGAAAGUCCCAUCGAAGGACCCGAAGAAGAAGGACGAUAAGAAGGAGGAGGAUCUGUCGGAAGAGGAUCUGGCUUUGAAGCAACAGUUGGAGCUGUACGUGGAGAGAGUUCAGGACCCCGAUCCUGGGUUGCAGAAAGUUGCACUUGAGAGUAUGAGGCAGGAAAUUCGAACCUCCACAAGCUCCAUGACUUCUGUUCCAAAGCCUCUAAAAUUCCUUCGCCCACAUUAUGGAACUUUGAAAGCUUAUUAUGAAACAAUGGCAGACUCGGAUUUAAAGAAAUACAUGGCGGACAUACUAUCAGUAUUAGCACUGACAAUGUCUGCAGAGGGAGAACGGGAAAGCCUUAAAUACAGAUUAUUAGGUUCAGAAGGUGAUAUUGGUUCAUGGGGCCAUGAGUAUGUAAGGAACUUGGCUGGAGAGAUUGCUCAGGAAUACACCAAGCGGCAGGGUGAAGAGGCUCCCAUUGAUGAUCUGAUGGAACUUGUUCAAGAAAUUGUUGCUUUUCACAUGAAACACAAUGCCGAACCUGAAGCUGUUGAUCUCUUAAUGGAGGUUGAAGAUCUUGAUCUGUUAGUAGAGCAUGUUGACAAUACAAAUUUCAAAAGGACCUGUAUCUAUCUUACUAGUUCAGCCAAAUAUCUUCCUGGACCUGAUGACAUGCUAGCUUUGGACAUUGCAUACAUGAUAUAUCUAAAAUUUGAAGAGUAUACCAAUGCACUUCAGAUUGCAUUGUUCCUUGAUAACUUGCAGUAUGUCAGACAGAUCUAUCAAGCCUGUGAUGAUAUGCAGCGUAAAAAGCAGUUUUCGUACAUACUCGCUCGACAGGGUACUAGUUUUGAGCUUGAUGACGACAUGUGUGCAGAUGACGACGAGAGAGAGGCAAUGCAGGAAAUCAUCAAUAAUGCCAAAAUAAGUGAAGGUUAUCUCACCCUUGCUCGUGACAUUGAGGUCAUGGAGCCUAAAUCUCCAGAAGACAUCUAUAAGGCACAUUUGCUUGAUGGCAGGGCUAGUGCUGGUGCAAGUGUUGAUUCUGCUAGACAAAACUUGGCUGCUACCUUCGUUAAUGCUUUUGUGAAUGCUGGCUUUGGUCAGGAUAAGUUAAUGACAGUUACACCAGAUUCAUCCAGUGGCGCUUCUUCAGGAAAUUGGUUAUUUAAGAAUAAAGAACAUGGGAAGAUGACUGCUGCAGCAAGUUUGGGUAUGAUUUUGCUUUGGGAUGUGGAUGCUGGACUUUCUCAAAUUGACAAAUUUUUGCACAGCAAUGAUAACCAUGUUGUUGCUGGAGCAUUGUUGGGAGUUGGUAUUGUCAAUUGUGCUAUCAAGAAUGAUUGUGAUCCUGCAUUAGCACUUUUAAUAGAAUACGUUGACAAAGAAGAUGCAUCCACCCGUAUAGGUGCAAUAAUGGGGUUGGGCAUUACGUAUGCAGGAACUCAAAAUGAGCAGCUGCGGCUAAAACUGACCCCUAUAUUAAAUGAUUCAAGAGCUUCACUUGAUGUGAUUGCAUUCUCUUCACUCUCAUUGGGUUUAAUAUUUCUUGGCUCCUGCAAUGAGGAGGUUGCCCAAGCAAUUAUAUUUGCAUUAAUGGAUCGAAGUGAGUCUGAAUUGGGAGAUGCUCUAGGUCGCCUUCUACCACUUAGCCUUGGUCUUCUAUACCUUGGAAAGCAGGAAAGUGUGGAGGCCACAGCUGAGGUUUCCAAGACAUUUAACGAGAAAAUCAGAAAAUACUGCGACAUGACAUUGCUCUCCUGUGCAUAUGCUGGAACUGGGAAUGUACUUAAGGUUCAAAACCUUCUUGGUCAUUGUUCUCAACAUCUUGAGAAGGGUGAAACUCACCAAGGAGCUGCUGUUCUUGGAAUUGCAAUGGUGGCAAUGGCUGAAGAACUGGGUUUGGAGAUGGCAAUUCGUUCAUUAGAGCAUCUUUUGCAGUAUGGGGAGCAAAAUAUUCGUCGUGCUGUUCCCUUGGCUCUUGGUCUCCUUUGCAUUUCAAACCCCAAGGUUAAUGUUAUGGACACGUUAAGCAGACUCAGCCAUGAUACAGAUUCUGAAGUAGCAAUGGCAGCAGUGAUCUCCUUAGGUUUGAUUGGUGCUGGAACCAAUAAUGCAAGAAUAGCUGGCAUGCUUCGAAAUCUUUCGAGUUAUUACUACAAAGAUGCGAGCCUUCUUUUUUGUGUCAGGAUUGCCCAAGGGCUUGUACAUUUGGGGAAGGGCCUGUUAACUCUUAACCCCUAUCAUUCUGACCGAUUCUUAUUAGCACCGACCGCGCUUGCAGGAUUAAUAAUCGUGUUGCAUGCAUGUCUUGACAUGAAAGCCAUUAUCCUGGGGAAAUAUCAUUAUGUGCUCUACUACCUUGUUUUGGCAAUGCAGCCGAGAAUGCUGUUGACUGUGGAUGAGAAUCUCAAGCCUCUUUCGGUACCUGUUCGGGUGGGUCAGGCUGUUGAUGUCGUUGGACAGGCUGGUCGUCCAAAGACGAUCACUGGUUUUCAGACUCACUCAACCCCAGUUCUUCUUGCUGCUGGUGACAGGGCAGAGCUGGCCACUGAGAAGUACAUCCCUCUUUCUCCAAUCCUAGAAGGAUUCGUCGUUUUACAGGAGAACCCAGAAUACAGAGAAGAACAGUAAUAGCAAGCCAUUGUAAGUAGGAACGGACAAAACACUGCUGCUUGAUAUAGUUCUAACCAGGAUGUUGGUGGACGUAAAAAGCAUGAUGCGGGAUGUGGUUCGAGUUUAGUUACGCUCGUCGUAAUGUCAUCCAACCAGUGCAUUUGUAGCUUUGAUGAACAGCCAUGAGUUCGAAAGAGGAAAUGUGCCUGAAUUGAUUGAGUUAAUAUUUCAUGGUUAAUACUUAGUUCCCCUCGACUUGGGAUCUUUUUGUAUUGAUUUUUAGAGAAUAGAAACUCUCUUCAUUUGCUUAGUUUAAUUUGAUGCAAUGACGAUAUCGAGUCACCUUUCGUUGUUUUGGGUUCUUGAACAUUCCAGUGUCCCGUGGAUUGUUUUGUCUAUGAUACAAAUUCCUCGUAAGGCGGAUGUUCAAAAUUA
Molecule: messenger RNA, 3334 nt
Organism: Cucurbita maxima (winter squash)
Lineage: Eukaryota; Viridiplantae; Streptophyta; Magnoliopsida; Cucurbitales; Cucurbitaceae
Product: 26S proteasome non-ATPase regulatory subunit 2 homolog A
Exons: 25
Coding region: 227-2917 (896 amino acids)
Biological process (GO): proteasome-mediated ubiquitin-dependent protein catabolic process; regulation of protein catabolic process
Cellular component (GO): nucleus; proteasome storage granule; proteasome complex
Molecular function (GO): enzyme regulator activity
Source: RefSeq, a predicted model, not a curated record